GCAACCCUAAUGCAAAGUCAACUCUCAAUUGUUUCACGUGUAAUUUUUGGUAGGAGCUUUGUGCGACCGGUUUUCUUAAACACAGUUAAGACCGUUGCGUAUACUCAAAGAUAUAUACAAAUACAUCGCGUAAGAAGUCAAAAAUCAGACAUGUCUGCUUACGAAACAGUCCAGAAGGGCGCUGACAAAUCGCCAAGCUACAGCCUCUAUUUCAAAAACAAGUGCGGCAAUGUCAUCUCACCCAUGCACGACAUUCCAUUGUACGCCAAUGAGGACAAGACUAUUUACAAUAUGGUUGUGGAAGUUCCACGCUGGACAAACGCGAAAAUGGAGAUUAGUCUGAAGACGCCCAUGAACCCCAUUAAGCAGGAUAUUAAGAAGGGCAAGCUGCGCUAUGUGGCCAACUGUUUCCCCCACAAGGGCUACAUCUGGAACUAUGGCGCUUUGCCGCAAACCUGGGAGAAUCCCGACCACAUUGAGCCAUCGACUGGCUGCAAGGGCGACAACGAUCCCAUUGAUGUUAUUGAAAUUGGCUAUCGGGUAGCCAACCGUGGUGAUGUGGUGCCAGUGAAAGUGCUGGGCACUAUUGCGCUGAUUGAUGAAGGCGAAACCGAUUGGAAAAUAAUUGCCAUCAAUGUGAAUGAUCCCUUGGCCUCAAAGGUCAACGAUGUCUCCGAUGUGGAUCAAUAUUUCCCAGGCCUUUUGCGUGCUACCGUCGAGUGGUUCAAGAUUUACAAAAUUCCCGAUGGCAAACCCGAGAAUCAGUUUGCUUUCAAUGGCGAUGCUAAGAAUGCUGAGUUUGCUUCUUCCAUUAUUGCCGAGACGCACAAGUUUUGGCAAACCUUGAUACAUCAAUCUACCCCUGGAGCUGCGGGCAUAGCCUGUCAAAACAUUACCAAUAAAAACACGGAAUCGCUUAUAGGCAAGGAGGAGGCUGCUCAAUUUCUUAAUGAGGCUCCAGAAGGUGGCGAUGUUGAAGAAUUGGUCGACACAGUCGAUACGUGGCAUUUCAUACAUCUCAAGUGAAUAAAGACAUCAAUUUGAUAUUAACAAUUAUUACACAUAUAAUGUUCAGAGCUUAGUCUCACAAAUAAAUGUUGAAAUACUAUUUGAAAAUAAAGUUAUUGCAGUCACCCCCAGAGAAAAGAGUUCUUGGAAUAAAAAACGUGUUUACAACUCCUAUCUCCUCUUUUGAAAUAUACAGUUUCUUUUUAUUAAUUUUUUUAUUUUACGACUAGAUAUCCAAACAAAUUUUUAAAUUAAUUAGGGUUAAAAUACAAUGUAAUAUCGAAAUAUGCUGUGGGUAAUGCGCGUAAGUUUUUCCAUUUACUAUAUAUGAUAUAUAACUUGGAUUCAGUUUGCUUGUUUUCAGUUUUCUAGCAGAAUGAUUAGAAUUAGAACGUAAAGUUAACAAAAAUUUAACUUAAGACUUAAAGGAUAUACAAAAAAUUUACAAAAUAUAUAUAUGUAUAUGUAGUUGAUUUAUACUAUAAUCGCUAGAAAACUAUUCAUUUUAAGAAAGCAGACAAAAAAUAGUUUUUUCGUUUUAUUUACAUCAGACAUUUUCGUUUUAACGUUAUAUAUUUUUUGUCCGUUGCUUUGAACUAAAAAUUAACAUACACAAUGCUGUCAUUAUACAUAAAUAUACAAAUACAUAAAACUAAAAAUUAAAAGCGGGGCUCGACGAGAGAAAAGAAUAAUUAAACAAAUUGUACAACAAAAGUGUGCCCAUAUAUAUUUGAAUAAUACGAGACGUAUAAAGAGGAAACUGUAACUCUGUUUACGUUUUAUUUUUAAUAAUAUAUGAUAAACAUUUGUCUGUUCAUUAUUUUUUUUUUUUACUAUUUUUUUCGUAACUUAAUAAUAUAAGUAUUUGCGUAUGCGUUGUUUAAUUUAAAUUCUGUAAUUCUUCAUUCGUUUAUAAUAUGCAUAUAUGUAUGUAGUAUGUAUAGUAAGUAAUAUUCGUGUGUUUAGCUCGAUUCCGCCAGUUCGUAGUUGUGGUUUAAUUCCAUUUUCUUUUAUGUCGAUUUACUUGCGUCCGAGGGUGUCGCGCCAUUCGUUAUA
Molecule: messenger RNA, 2064 nt
Organism: Drosophila busckii
Lineage: Eukaryota; Metazoa; Arthropoda; Insecta; Diptera; Drosophilidae
Gene: Nurf-38
Product: inorganic pyrophosphatase
Exons: 6
Coding region: 10-1026 (338 amino acids)
Biological process (GO): phosphate-containing compound metabolic process
Cellular component (GO): cytoplasm
Molecular function (GO): magnesium ion binding; inorganic diphosphate phosphatase activity
Source: RefSeq, a predicted model, not a curated record